AUUUGCUAUUCCAAAGAGCAUAUCUGAGCUUUGCUAUCCCAAAGAUCUUAGCUAAGAAAACAUGGUGGCUGUGAAUGACAUCCGCAAGGUUCAACAAAGGGCAGAAGGCCCAGCAACCGUGUUGGCGAUUGGCACAGCAAAUCCACCAAAUUGUGUUGAUCAGAGUACAUAUGCAGAUUAUUAUUUCAGAGUAACUAAUAGCGAACACAUGACUGACCUAAAGAAAAAGUUCCAACGUAUUUGUGAGAGGACAAUGAUCAAGAACAGACAUAUGUACUUAACAGAAGAGAUAUUAAAAGAGAACCCCAAUAUGUGCGCAUACAAGGCACCGUCGUUGGAUGCAAGGGAAGACAUGAUGAUCAGAGAGGUACCAAGGGUUGGAAAAGAGGCAGCAACCAAGGCCAUCAAGGAAUGGGGUCAGCCAAUGUCUAAGAUCACACAUUUGAUCUUCUGUACCACCAGCGGCGUUGCAUUGCCCGGCGUUGAUUACGAACUCAUCGUACUCUUAGGGCUCGACCCAUGCGUCAAGAGGUACAUGAUGUACCACCAAGGUUGCUUCGCUGGCGGCACUGUCCUUCGCUUGGCUAAGGACUUGGCUGAAAACAACAAAGAUGCUCGUGUGCUUAUCGUUUGUUCUGAGAAUACUGCAGUUACUUUCCGUGGUCCUAGUGAAACAGACAUGGAUAGUCUUGUAGGGCAAGCAUUAUUUGCGGAUGGAGCUGCUGCGAUUAUCAUUGGUUCUGAUCCUGUUCCAGAGGUUGAGAAGCCUAUCUUUGAGCUUGUUUCGACCGAUCAAAAACUUGUCCCUGGCAGCCAUGGAGCUAUUGGUGGUCUCCUUCGUGAAGUUGGACUUACAUUCUAUCUUAACAAGAGUGUUCCUGAUAUUAUUUCGCAGAACAUCAACGAAGCACUCAGUAAAGCUUUUGAUCCGUUGGGUAUAUCUGAUUAUAACUCAAUAUUUUGGAUUGCACACCCUGGUGGACGUGCAAUUCUAGACCAAGUUGAACAGAAAGUGAAUUUGAAGCCAGAGAAAAUGAAAGCCACUAGAGAUGUGCUUAGCAAUUACGGUAACAUGUCAAGUGCAUGUGUGUUCUUCAUUAUGGAUUUGAUGAGAAAGAAAUCCCUUGAAAGAGGGCUUAAAACCACCGGAGAAGGACUUGAUUGGGGUGUACUUUUUGGAUUUGGUCCUGGUCUUACUAUUGAAACUGUUGUUCUCCGCAGCGUGGCCAUAUGAUACAUAUAAUUAUAUGUCUCUGCAUGUAUACGACUAUGUUAUUUUUUAAUAAUUUUCUUUUUCUCUAAAAUAUGGCCCAGAUUGACCCAUAUAGAAUAUUAGAUGAAUGAAAACUUAGAUAAAAAUGUCUAAAGUUAGAUGAAUGAAAACUUAGAUAAAAAUGUCUAAAGUUAAUUCUUUAUGUUUAAGAAUUCAAUACCAAAGUUUGUAACUAAUAUAUAUCAAAUUCUUUUCGAUUGAGCAACAUGAUAGAUACCAAUAUUUGGAUUG
This is a messenger RNA of Arachis stenosperma, 1504 nucleotides long. RefSeq names its product stilbene synthase 3-like. Gene Ontology annotation, biological process: polyketide biosynthetic process. Bases 62 to 1234 code for a protein of 390 amino acids. The transcript has 2 exons. The record is from RefSeq and is a predicted model, not a curated record. NCBI's taxonomy places the organism in Eukaryota, Viridiplantae, Streptophyta, Magnoliopsida, Fabales, Fabaceae. Gene Ontology annotation, molecular function: acyltransferase activity, transferring groups other than amino-acyl groups.